This is a messenger RNA of Saccostrea echinata, 1332 nucleotides long. Its product is annotated as ATP-dependent DNA helicase RecQ-like. Gene Ontology annotation, biological process: double-strand break repair via homologous recombination. The coding region runs from base 1 to 1332 and encodes 443 amino acids. NCBI's taxonomy places the organism in Eukaryota, Metazoa, Mollusca, Bivalvia, Ostreida, Ostreidae. The transcript is spliced from 2 exons. Gene Ontology annotation, molecular function: ATP binding; four-way junction helicase activity; nucleic acid binding. Gene Ontology annotation, cellular component: cytoplasm; chromosome; nucleus. The record is from RefSeq and is a predicted model, not a curated record.
AUGUCAACAUUGGAUACAAUUGUAAAAGAUUAUGACAAGAACAUCGUGUUAAGGGAUUGUCAAAGACAAGCCUUUGAAUAUCUACGUGACAAGAAAGGAGAUCUGUUGCUUAGUUUGCCUGUCGGUUAUGGAAAGAGUCUCGUAUAUCACCUACUCCCAAAGGUUCUGGGCAAAGGCAAGGAGACCCCCGUUUGUUUGACAAUUUCACCUUUGAAUAUUAUUCAAAAGGAUCAAAUUGAAGCCUUGAAAGUUCAUGGUAUCAGUGCCUGUAGACUGAAUAUUGUGUCCAGGGUGGAAGACACCACAGAUUGUGAUUUAAUUGCCGAGUGGGAGGUCGAUGUCGAGAGAGUGAAGAAGGGGGAUUUUUCAAUUGUUCUGUGUCAUCCAGAGGCCCUCUUUAAUACAAAAACAGGACAUGAAAUACUGUCCGAUGAGCAGUUUGCCUCACAAGUAGUCGCCGUUGUUAUUGAUGAAUGCCAUAUCAUAGAGAAAUGGGGAGAAGAAUUCAGGACUGCCUUCAAGAAGCUUAGAGGUGUAAAAUCCUUUUUUCCAAAUGUGCCAGUGAUAGGUUUGAGUGGUACUUUAACAGUUUCACAGAAGAGAACAAUUCCAAAACAGCUGGGACUUGAGAAUUUUCAUCUUAUAGAACAUACACCUGACAGACCUAAUAUAUUCCUAAUAAAAAAGAAGAAAGGCCAAGGUACUGAUGUUCUGAAUGAAUAUGAACAAAUAGUCCACAAAAUAUGUGAUGAUCUAUAUGAAAAGAAGGCAGAUUUCCCAGUAACAUUAUUAUUUUUGCCCAUAUAUUACAUGAGUGAAGCUACGAUUUAUUUGAAAAGCUUGUUUGGUUCUUUAAAUAUCAAUGAAUCACUCUACAGUGCAAUAUGUUCUGGACAAGAUGAAUAUGUAAUUAAUCAUACAAUAGCAGAACUGAAAAAGGAGAACCCAACUAUUCGGUUGGUUCUAACAACAUCAAUUGCAGGAAUGGGGUUCGAUCCCAAAAAUGUAACACAUAUUAUUCAUGCAUGCCCUCCCAGAAAUAUGUCACAAUACUUGCAGGAGAUUGGGCGUGCAGGUCGCUGUGGACAACCUUCAUUUGCAACUUUAUUCUAUUCUAAUCGUGAUAUAGGAAAGAAUCUGCCAGGAAUUAAGGAAGACAUCAUAAACUACUGUAAAAAUGAUUCUUUCUGCCUAAGGAAUCAACUUUUAUCUGUCUUUGGUUUUGAAAAAAAAGAAAGCAUUAUUGACUGUAAAUGUUGUUCGUUUUGUGCUGAAAACUGUAUUUGUGAAUCUUGUGUUGAUGUAACAAGUUUACAAAAUAUGCAUGUCUGA